Molecule: messenger RNA, 2916 nt
Organism: Falco peregrinus (peregrine falcon)
Lineage: Eukaryota; Metazoa; Chordata; Aves; Falconiformes; Falconidae
Gene: MTFR1
Product: mitochondrial fission regulator 1
Exons: 8
Coding region: 231-1232 (333 amino acids)
Biological process (GO): mitochondrial fission; aerobic respiration
Cellular component (GO): mitochondrion
Source: RefSeq, a predicted model, not a curated record
GCUGUACCGAGGGCACUCGAGGUCCUGCCUCCACGAGCGCGGCUGCUAUUGGUCGGGGUGGCGCCUGGGAGGCCGCGGGUUGGCUGCUGGGGAGGGAGUCGCGAGCCACGGCGGAAGAAGCGGGUCAGAGAGCGCGGCCGUGGCGGACGGCGGAAGUACUAUGGAACGUCUGCAGUCUUGUAGGUUUGGAAGGAUUAAAUCCAAGAUUGGAAAGGCUUUUUCCAUUCCAAAUGAUUUGCUGGCUUAAGCGCUUAAUUAGGAUGGCUUUUGAACAAGUUGGAUUAAACAUGGAAUCAGUGCUUUGGUCCAGCAAGCCUUAUGGUUCAUCUCGGAGUAUUGUAAGAAAAAUUGGUACUAACCUCUCUCUCAUACAGUGUCCAAGAGUUCAGUUUCAGCUUACUUCUCAUGCCACAGAAGGAAACCAUCCUAAUCAACUUAGAGAAGAUGCAGUGGCGUCCUUUGCAGACGUGGGAUGGGUUGCUCAAGAAGAAGGUGAAGUCUCUACAAGGCUCAGGUCAGAAGUUUGGUCAAAAACAGCCCAGCCUUUUUCAGGUGAACUACAUCAUUCUGGAAAGUCCCCGUGCAGACAGAAGCUGUUACCAAACCCAUUGGUAGAAGAACCAGUGUCCAGGAGCACAGUGACUGCAAAUGAAGAAGCUCUGCAGAAGAUCAGCGCUCUCGAAAAUGAACUAGCCACUUUAAGAGCACAAAUAGCCAAAAUUGUCAUCUUGCAAGAACAACAGAACCUGACAGCAGUUGGGUCAAGUCCAGUUGCUUCAGCUGCUGCCCCUAUUGCACCACCGCCGCCACCACCACCUCCUCUGCCACCCCUCCCUCCCCCAGGCCUACAACAGAGUAUGUCUGCAAUUGAGCUCAUUAAAGAAAGGAAAAACAAAAAAAUGAACUCUGGCCAGAAUCUGACAGAAAAUGGGCCAAAGAAGUCUGAAAUACCAAACAUGCUAGAAAUCCUCAAAGACAUGAACAGUGUGAAACUACGCUCGGUGAAAAGAUCAUCAGAAGGUACAAAAGCUAAAGUGGCUGACCCUACAGAUCCUGCAACAUUAAUAGCAGAAGCGCUCAAAAAGAAAUUUGCUUAUCGAUACCGAGAUGAUAGCCAAAGUGAAACAGAAAAAGUGAUUCCAAAGACUGAAACAAAGACUGAGGUGGUGCUGUUCGGACCGCACAUGCUGAAGUCGACAGGAAAAAUGAAGACUUUAAUUGAAAAAUCUUAAUACAUUAAGAUCACUAUGUGAAAGAUCUAAGCUGUUUUGUCUGAAAUUUUUUAUAUUGCAGAUAGCACUAGUGCCAAGUGGUCUCUUACAACACAGGAAAAAAAAACUAAUGUGAAAUGUACAAUUGGGACACUAAAUAUGUGAUUUAUCAAGGGCAGUAAAUUUGACCGUUAUACUCAGGUAUUAAUUUUGUAUUCAAACCUGGCUUUCUACUCAGACUUACAUGGUGGUCUUAAUUUAACACUAAGUUAUAUGUACACAACAUCCUUUGUGCAUAACUGAUCCCUUAAAAAUUUAUGUACAUGUUAAUAAUGAUAGUGAUACACCUUUAAGUUAAUAUCAGUUAUUUGAGCUCUAACUAUGACUUGCACUACAGUUUAUAGUUUGAUACUGAACUUUUCAUGUGAAAGUCUUUCUUUUAAACUUAACGAAUUUUUAGCCCAAAGAAAACCUGAAUGCAUUCUGCUUCCUCCUGAAAGAAAGUUGAAAACUUAAAUCUGCUGCAAAGGUCACCUGGUAUGAGAUAUUUUUAGUAGUAGCACAUUUUUGUGGGGAGUUGGUUGUUUGGUUUUUAUGUGUUCUGGUUUCUUUUGGGGUUUUUUUUGUUUAAAUGAGCUCGCAAGGGUAAGAGAGGAAAAUCUACUUGUAUCAUCUUGUGACUAAUGUAAAGAGUGCGUGACAAGUGAGUAAAUCAUGCUGUGGGAGCCUCUGAAUAGGUAGUCCAGUGACUUUGAGAUAACCAGUAGAUAGCAGCAGAGUCAAAUAAUUAAUGUCAGUGUACGUGUUAACUAGCGUAGAAGCGAUGCAGAUAAGAAAAAAAAGGUAUAAAGUACUGUGAGUGCAAAUUGCCAGAAGUAUAUUGAUCAUCAGCUGUGCUAAGAGAUGUUCACGGAUACCUUUUUAUCCCCAGUUUUCUUGGGUCCCUGGGUAGGUUUCUAGCAGCUGCGGACUGCACAAGCCCUCAUGGCCCUGUUUGCAGGGAACAGAUAGUCAUGAGCUGUUCCACAGAACCCGUUUGCCGGGGAGGCCCUUCCGGGGACUUCCCAGAGCAGCCAUUUGCUGCCAGACCUGCACAUCUUUGUCUGUUCAUUCAUCAGCCACCUGACUGAGCUGAUGUCUCCAGCCAUAGUUGUAUAAAAGGCUCAAGUUAAAAAUAAUUCAGGUUUAGGCAUCAGAAAGCUACACCCUGGCUGCACACUUGAAUGAAGCCAAGGUUUGCUCCGACUGUAGAUGAGGGUGGAAAAAGCCGAGUCCGGCUAUGUCAGUGUUCUAAGCUGACCGGCUGCUUAGCCUCCAGCGAGACCCGGAACAAGUACAAGUGCCUCUUGGAGCUUCUGUUUUCUAGGAAAAGAAAAAGGCAGCACUUCUUAAAUAAAGAUAGCUAAAUGGCUCCGACAAGGUUACCGAAGAUGACCGAAGCUUUGCUGCUUGUGACUGGAACAUAGAGCGUACAACCGAGGAGGAUGUUUUCUGGUGGGAAACUUGAAAGGGUGUUGAUAUGUACACAAUGUAACUUCAUGCCAAAAUGCUCUGCUAUCAGCUAGCCUUACUGAUAGGCUAUUAAAUCUUUGGCGGGUUUUUUAAAUGCCUUUAAAACACCUUUUUGAAAGUUUAUUUUGGUUUCAAGUUUUAUAUUUAAUGCUUUAUUGCCACUAUAUAAAAUUAAAGGCUGUUUAAAAAUAAA